UGGCAGGCACGACAGCGCCAGAAAAAGUAGUGGGUGUAACCCUCAGAACAGGAGAUUAAUGCUUUCAAGAAAGCAUCAAGAGGCAGUGGAGGACAAAGUUACCGAGUGAAGAAAGAUCUCAUAUGGGUUUGGAAGGACAUGAGGGUGGUGACAGCUUGUGUGUGGGCAUCAUCUGGUGUGCAUAAGGAAGGCGUUCAGAUAUGGCAGCCAAUAAGAAUAAGGGUCAGAGCUCUUUGGCCCUGCACAAGGUCAUUAUGGUGGGCAGCGGAGGUGUAGGAAAGUCUGCCCUCACACUUCAGUUUAUGUAUGAUGAGUUUGUCGAAGAUUAUGAGCCCACAAAGGCCGACAGCUACAGGAAAAAAGUGGUGUUGGAUGGAGAAGAAGUUCAGAUUGACAUUUUGGACACAGCCGGGCAGGAAGACUAUGCGGCCAUUCGAGACAAUUAUUUCCGCAGUGGAGAGGGUUUCCUGUUGGUGUUCUCCAUAACGGAGCACGAGUCUUUUACAGCUACUGCAGAGUUCAGGGAGCAGAUCCUGAGGGUUAAAGCAGAGGAUGAUAAGAUUCCACUGCUAGUGGUUGGAAAUAAGUCGGACCUUGAGGAUCGGAGGCAGGUUUCAGUGGAUGAGGCCAGGGGAAAAGCUGAGGAGUGGAGCGUGCAGUACGUAGAGACUUCUGCCAAGACACGGGCCAACGUAGACAAGGUGUUUUUUGAUUUAAUGAGGGAAGUUCGGGCUAAAAAGAUGUCAGAAAAUAAGGACAAAAAUGGGAAGGGAAAGAACAAGAAGAAUAAGAAGAGCUUCAAAGAGCGAUGCUGUUUACUUUGAACUACACAUGGACGUUUACAUGCCAAAUCAGCUUGCAGCUCUGUGGGAAACUGAGUCAGCGCCUUUUUCUUUGUUAUAAUCAAGACUUGAUUAGUAGGGUUUUGUACUGGCCAAGGUAAGCCUUUAUCGCAAUCUUUCAUUCCCUAGCUCAUUCAAAUAACAAGACCCAGAUCAAAUGUUAUUCAUACUUUCUUUUAUGGACUAUGACCACUGGUUAAAGAAGACUGUGGCACUUUAGGACUUUGAAAAAUGGAGGUGGCCAUCAUGUACCCAACACUAACUUUAUUGCUCCAUAACUGCAGAAAUUUUCUUUAGUAAACAAAGUUACCUUUUUUUAUUGCACACCUUUUGAGUAUUUCUUGUUAGUUUUUUUUAUUUUUUAUAUCUAAUCCUUUUAACACCUUUUGACUCCAUCAUGGCAUAGAAAGCAAGUAAUCUUAUAUCAAGGUAUUCCAUGUUGUAGUACUGUGGUGUUCAGCUUUGAAAACUUGUUGAAAAGCACACAUGGUUAUGAGGACUGAGUGUGGCAGCACAGACUAAUAGUGCCACCUGGUGGUUCAAACGUACAGUCCUCAGGUGUGCAUGUUACUAAACGCUGUGAAACUGAUUUCAUUCAUGCUUUAGUGUUUUAUUAAAAUAUUUUUGUAGAACAUUAGUUACAAUUAGUUGACAUUAGUUGUAGUUACAUUUCCAUUACUGUCUUAUGAGAAAAAUGUAUUCUAUGUGAAAAUGUGCCAACAAAGAAAAUAAUUAUCUUAGCAUUCUCAGACUGAAAUUUUAUUUUGUGUUUGUUUAGCUCUCUAAACUGUUGAGGAGCUAAAUUCUCAUGAGUACUUUGCAACUGCUCCUUUAUACAUACAUCACCAGACCUAGACUGCAAUUUGUAUUGUUGUUUUUCCUCUGGCUUUUAGAAGAAAAACUUGUUGCCAAAUAAUAAUAAAAAAAAUCCUCCUUUGCAUCACCUGUU
Messenger RNA from Myxocyprinus asiaticus (Chinese sucker), 1791 nucleotides. Its product is annotated as ras-related protein Ral-B. Gene Ontology annotation, cellular component: plasma membrane. The transcript has 6 exons. The coding region runs from base 201 to 824 and encodes 207 amino acids. Gene Ontology annotation, molecular function: GDP binding; GTPase activity; GTP binding. The record is from RefSeq and is a predicted model, not a curated record. Gene Ontology annotation, biological process: Ras protein signal transduction. NCBI's taxonomy places the organism in Eukaryota, Metazoa, Chordata, Actinopteri, Cypriniformes, Catostomidae.